AUGACGGAGACCACCAAUACACUGACCGUGGGCGUGCUGGCGCUGCAGGGCGCUUUUGAAGAGCAUAUCGCCAUGCUUGAAGGUCUCACUUCCACCACCUCGGCCGGUCAGCGCGUGAUCGUAUCGGCUGUGGCCAUCCGCUUGCCGGAACAGCUCCAGAACGUGGAUGCCCUCGUGUUGCCCGGUGGCGAGAGCACCACGAUCGGCAAGGUAGCCGUGCGCUGGGGACUCGUGGAACCGCUCAAGAAGUGGGUGGCGGACGGUCGUCCCAUCUGGGGCACUUGCGCCGGUAUGAUCAUGCUGAGCCAGCAGGCCAAGCACGCCGAGGAAGGCGGACAAACACUUAUUGGCGGCUUGGACGUUGAGGUCUCGCGCAAUUUCUUCGGCGCGCAAGUGCGCAGCUUUGAGAUGCUCGUGGCUGGACCUCCGGGUUUCGACACCGAGCCGUACAACGCAGUGUUCAUCCGCGCACCCGCCAUUAUCUCGGUUGGCGAGGAAAUUGAAGUGCUGUCGCGUGUGGCCAACGCCAAACCUGCCGAUGGCUCUGACCCUGUGGACGUCAUCAUCGCUGCGCGCAAGGAAAACAUCCUUGUCACAGCCUUCCACCCGGAGAUCACAACCGACGCACGCUGGCACCAGUACUUCAUCGAAACCAUUGUCCUGCCGCGGGUAUAA
This is a messenger RNA of Phytophthora infestans T30-4, 675 nucleotides long. Its product is annotated as glutamine amidotransferase subunit pdxT, putative. The coding region runs from base 1 to 675 and encodes 224 amino acids. The record is from RefSeq and is a predicted model, not a curated record. Gene Ontology annotation, cellular component: glutaminase complex; cytosol. Gene Ontology annotation, biological process: pyridoxal 5'-phosphate biosynthetic process; pyridoxine metabolic process. The transcript has a single exon. Lineage: Eukaryota; Oomycota; Peronosporomycetes; Peronosporales; Peronosporaceae. Gene Ontology annotation, molecular function: glutaminase activity.